Ordospora colligata OC4 is the source of this 627-nucleotide messenger RNA. RefSeq names its product Rad14-like DNA excision repair protein. The transcript has a single exon. The record is from RefSeq and is a predicted model, not a curated record. NCBI's taxonomy places the organism in Eukaryota, Fungi, Microsporidia, Ordosporidae. Gene Ontology annotation, cellular component: nucleotide-excision repair factor 1 complex. Gene Ontology annotation, biological process: nucleotide-excision repair, DNA damage recognition; base-excision repair; nucleotide-excision repair involved in interstrand cross-link repair. Bases 1 to 627 code for a protein of 208 amino acids. Gene Ontology annotation, molecular function: damaged DNA binding.
AUGGAUAAUGCACUGCAUGAUGCAAGUUUGCAAUCAUCGGUUGAUAUGAGUGAGCAGCAAGAUGGAGGAUUUUUUGCAGAAGAACCUAAAGAAAACAAUGUUUUCACUAAACACGUACUCGAGGACGAUCUUCUGCAGCUACCGCUUUUCCUCAAUAACAGGUGCAUGUAUUGCAAUAAUAUGCCUAUUGACACUGAGAUAUGGAAGACUUUCGAGAUACCUGUGUGCAUCCCAUGCAGACAUAAAAUGCUGAAGCUUGUUACAAAGACAGCGUGUCUUGACGACUAUCUUCUUGCAGAGGAGGAUAUAAAGACGUUCAAGUAUCUUGAAAGGCCUAAUCCUCGUAAGGGCACAUGGUCAAGGAUGUACCUGUAUUUGCAGGAACAGAUAGAACAAGCAGCAAUAUCGAAGUGGGGAUCUCUGGAUGAGAUAGAAAUAGAAAAGAUAAGGAAAGGUAGGAAAAUUGAGGAGAGAAAGACAAAAAGAUUAAAGGCAAAAAUAGGUAAUUUGAGAAGAAUGACUAGAAUACCAAUUGUAGACAACAAAAAACACGUGCAUGUGUUUUCUAAUGAUGGUGCAGUCUCUAAGUGUUCAUGCGGAUUGACUGUUGAGCAGGAAGAAAUCUAA